AUGACCACGUCAUCGCUUUCCAAUGUGGUUGCGAUCACGUCGCCCGACAUGUUUACGUCGCUUAUGCAGCAGGAUCUGAAUCGCGUUACCUUGCUCAAUUUCUGGGCGCCGUGGGCUCAGCCAUGUGAGCCGAUGAUGGCCGCUGUGCGCGACCUGGCUGUGAAGUACCCGCACGUCCUGUUUAUGAACAUUGAGGCAGAGGAGCAGCCAGAUGUGUCUGAGUCCUUUGAUGUUGAGGCUGUGCCGACCGUUGUGCUUUUGCGGGGACAUACGCUCCUGUCCAAGUUGACGGGCGGUCAGCCGCAGGCCGUGGAACAAGUCCUGGCGGCGCAUGCCAAGGUGCCAAGUGCCUCGGCGCUGAGUGGUGGCGAGCCAGCGCAGGGCGUGGACGCGGACGUGGGUAAGCCCCAUGCUCUGCCGACGCAUAUCGACGUGAGCCAGGAGUCGGCGGAGGAGACGGAGCGGCGGUGCCGCGAGCUGAUGUCGCGCUCGCGUGUGAUGCUAUUUAUGAAGGGCCAGCCGGACAUGCCGCGCUGUGGCUUUAGCCAGAAGACGAUUACGCUCCUGCGUGACCAGAAUGUCGAGUUUGACUACUAUGAUAUUCUGUCAGACGAGCCUGUGCGGCAGACGCUCAAGGUGCUGAACGACUGGCCGACCUUUCCCCAAAUCAUGGUGCAGGGCGAGCUGAUUGGGGGCCUCGACAUUUUGACGGAGAUGGUGGCGUCCGGCGAGUUUCAGCACAUGAUCAGUGCAUAG
Messenger RNA from Malassezia restricta, 756 nucleotides. RefSeq names its product glutathione-dependent oxidoreductase. Bases 1 to 756 code for a protein of 251 amino acids. The transcript has a single exon. The record is from RefSeq and is a predicted model, not a curated record. Lineage: Eukaryota; Fungi; Basidiomycota; Malasseziomycetes; Malasseziales; Malasseziaceae. Gene Ontology annotation, molecular function: 2 iron, 2 sulfur cluster binding.